Symbiodinium necroappetens is the source of this 1365-nucleotide messenger RNA. Lineage: Eukaryota; Dinophyceae; Suessiales; Symbiodiniaceae. The record is from the annotation of a GenBank genome assembly.
AUGCAGGAGCCCACGUCGAGGGGGGAGUUUGGGCGCAAGACCUAUUUUCUGAUGGGUCACUACAUGCCAGCCGGCACCGGCACGCCCGUCAUCUCCGUUGCGCUUGCAGCUGGCCAUGGUCACUCCGGGCAGGAUGGCCGGCUGGAGCUGUGGUUAGGAAACGACUGCAAGGCUCCGGACAACGAAGAGGAAGGUAUGCAGUCAUCCGCAGACUUGUGGGAUUUCGGCAAGAGCAAGAGGCAUGCAGAGAAGAGAGGUGAGGGGGCUGCCGUGUUGAUUUGUAGGUCCGCCGCCACUCUGCCAGACAAGACAGAAGACACCGUCCACGCAGAAUCAGCGACCACACCAGCAGAAGACGUCGACACUAGCAGGCCGGAACCCUUGCGUGCUGUGUGCUUUGUUGGCUUCCCGCCACCGGAGUUGCUGAACUACCAGAGUUCCAUCAGCAUCAUGGAAGGUCUCAUCGCCCACAUGACUUACCAUGACGAGGGCCUGACCAGGAGUCAGGUCUACAACGCCUACUUCAGGUCGCGGCACAUGCUCCCGAAGGAGAAGGACAUUCUACCUCUGGAAGAAGCCAACGAGCGCAGUGAGUCCAUUAUGUAUCCGUUCCAUCACCAACAACCGUCCCCCUUGAUGUGGCUGGUGAUCUCGGACAAGUGGCAUCAGGUGGACACGGUGCUCUUUGCUGUUCUCAACUCGAAGACCUACUUGCAGCGUCAUGGAAGGGACAAGGGACCUCAAGAGUUGGCACGUUCGCUGCGCAUGGCAGCUAUCCAGCUCCUUAUGAACAUCUUCGACCUCGAAGCGGUGGUUCCGCAUCGGCUGAGACAGUAUGCCCUGAAUUUCUCCAAUAUGAAAUCAGUGACGCAAACGCCCUUUCGCCUUGGGAUUUCUGAGGACAGCUUCGCCAUCGAUUUUAAGCUUCGCUUUCGUGGCUAUGCUCUCCUGGAAGAGGGUGCCAAGGUCCAAAGCAUCAUCUCCUGCUUUGCGAAGAAGGGCAGUGCAGACAGGGAUCAGUUCCGCAUCGCACUGGAGGCCACCGCGGUUCAAAGCUCUGAGGAGUGCAUGCUGGCCGGCGAAGCCACCGGAAAGCCGCAGGCUUGGCACAUCGUUUUCUGCUACAACGGGCAGCCAACAGUCCUCCCAGUGCCCCCGAUGGCAGGGGAAUGGCUUCAUUGUGCUAUCAGCUAUGCCGAUGGCCACACAGAGAUGUGCUGCUCUUGGGAUGGAGCUCCUGCUCGAAAGGUUGAGGCGGACUACAGCAAGGUGGAUCAGCGGGUAAGCACCGACGGCUACAUCGGCAUGGAGGUGACCAAGAAGCACAUCAUCAACAAUUUGCUGUGUGACAUUCAUUAUUUCCGG